AUGACUAAACCCCAAAUCAUACUCAUUCCCGGUGCCUGGCACACACCCUCCGCCUUCUCCCUUCUUACUACCGAGCUGCACGCUCUUGGAUACACAACGCACGCGCGCCAACUCCCUUCCGUCGGCAGCACAACACCUACCACUGACCUCUCAGCCGACAUCGCCAUCGUCCGGUCCAUGAUCAACACCGCCAUCGGCGACUCCGGCAACGACGUCGUCGUACUAGCCCACAGUUGGGGCGGCAUCGUCGCCAGCAGCGCGCUCGUCGGCUUGGGAAAAACCGAGCGAGAAGCCCAAGGGAAAAAAGGCGGAGUAGUGAGAUGUGGAUACAUCGCUGCCAGCAUGCUACCCGAAGGUGUCAGCCUAAUGGACUCGGUAAACCACACCUUUCCUCCUUGGACUGAAAUCUCCGGACCUUACAUCCACGCUCUCGACCCACAUGUCUUCUACUCCGACCUUCCUCCCGACGAACAGGCAUACUGGUUUUCGCAAAUCCAACCGCAUUCGCUGGCGAGCGCUUAUGCGAAGACGACGGGGGCGGCUUGGAAGAACAUUCCUAGUGCUUAUUUGGUUUGUGAGGAGGAUAGGAGUAUGCCGGUUAUUGCGCAGGAUAAGAUGAUUGAGAUGGCAAGGGCGGAAGGUGGGGAGGUGCAGGUGACUAGGUUGGGGUGUGGGCAUAGUCCUUUUUUGAGUCGUGUGCAAGAGACGGUUGAGUGGGUUAGGGGGGUCGCUGGCGAGGAAAUUUGA
Alternaria metachromatica is the source of this 747-nucleotide messenger RNA. RefSeq lists its product as uncharacterized. The coding region runs from base 1 to 747 and encodes 248 amino acids. The record is from RefSeq and is a predicted model, not a curated record. The transcript has a single exon. NCBI's taxonomy places the organism in Eukaryota, Fungi, Ascomycota, Dothideomycetes, Pleosporales, Pleosporaceae.